Molecule: messenger RNA, 1384 nt
Organism: Salvia splendens (bonfire salvia)
Lineage: Eukaryota; Viridiplantae; Streptophyta; Magnoliopsida; Lamiales; Lamiaceae
Product: methionyl-tRNA formyltransferase
Exons: 11
Coding region: 80-1156 (358 amino acids)
Biological process (GO): biosynthetic process; conversion of methionyl-tRNA to N-formyl-methionyl-tRNA
Cellular component (GO): mitochondrion
Molecular function (GO): methionyl-tRNA formyltransferase activity
Source: RefSeq, a predicted model, not a curated record
CCACAAUUCCAUUAAAAAAAGUUAAUAAGACAUGGGGAAAAAACAAAUUGGGCAUCACUGAAAAUAGAGUUGGAGCAAAAUGUUAUCGUCUUCAGUUAUGCUCCGCCGCUUCUACUGCGUCGGCACCGCUGCUUCUUCUCCCGCCACUUCUUCUCACAAGAAGCGCCUCGUCUACUUGGGCUCUCCUCAAGUUUCCGCUUCCGUUCUUGAUACCCUUUUCACUGCCUCCUCCGCACCAGAUUCCUUAUUUGAGAUUACGGCAAUUGUCACCCAACCACCAUCUGCUAGAGACAGGGGUAGAAAGGUGAUGCCUUCUCCAGUUGCACAACAUGCUCUCGACAGAGGUUUCUCCUCUGAUUUGAUCUUCUCUCCGACAAAAGCUGGUGAGGAAUCAUUUCUUAGCAGCUUUAAGGCUUUGGAACCUGAACUUUGCAUCACUGCCGCAUAUGGGAAUAUCUUGCCCACCAAAUUCCUUAAUAUUCCGUCUAUGGGGACUGUCAACAUACACCCUAGCUUGCUUCCUCUAUAUCGUGGAGCAGCACCUGUUCAGAGGGCUUUACAGGAUGGUGUGCGAGAAACAGGGGUUUCAUUAGCAUACACAGUGCGCCAACUUGACGCUGGUCCUGUUAUUGCUUGUGAAAAAAUGGAAAUUGAUGAUAAAAUAAAGGCACCAGAGCUGUUGGAGUUUCUGUUUUCUCAAGGAUCCAAACUUCUGAUCAGUGAACUUCCGUCAAUACUCGAUGGUUCUGCAAAAACUAAAGCUAUCCCACAAGAUGAAUCUAAAGCUACAUUGGCUCCAAAGAUAACUCAAGAAGAAUCAUAUCUAUCUUUUGAUCAAAUAGCUAAAGUCCUUCAUAACAAGGUUCGUGCAUUUUCAGGUUGGCCAGGGACUCGAGCCAAAGUUUUGGUGAUUGAUCCAAAAAAUGAUCAACAGAACACCAUAGACCUUAAGAUCAUCACUACAAGAGUUCAUGACAAUAAUGAGAUUCGGAAUGGUGAAAAAGAUGAUAUCGUCUUUGUAAAAGGCUCGUUGAUAUUCCCAUGUGGUGAUGGAACAGCACUUGAGGUGUUGGAGGUACAGCUGCCUGGUAAGAAAGUCGUAAAUGCAGCCGCAUUUUGGAAUGGUUUGAGAGGCCAAAAACUGAAAAAGUUAUGAUCACUGUCAAGUCAUUAAAGGUACACCGUGACAAGUCUCUACUACUUCACAUUCUUUCCAUCUUCUUUAUCCCUUCUUUCCAAUUUAGUUGAGAAUGCUAAUGCUUAUAAGAAGUAGUUUUGAAACUGAGUUACAGAAACUAUCGAUUUAGUUUGAUCGAACCGUCCUUGUUUCUCGAGCUUUACUUUGUUUGUAUGAUUAAAAAUAAGCUAGAAUUGAAACUGUUAA